Cetraspora pellucida is the source of this 1182-nucleotide messenger RNA. The record is from the annotation of a GenBank genome assembly. NCBI's taxonomy places the organism in Eukaryota, Fungi, Glomeromycota, Glomeromycetes, Diversisporales, Gigasporaceae.
AUGUCAUCAACACCAUUUCCUCCAAUCGUUCGUAUUGAUCGUGAUUUAUCUGCAGUUGUAGAGAACGACCCAUAUCGACUAAACACUCGCAAUGAAGAUCGAACAGGAAUCAAUGACUUGUCACCAACAAUUCAGACUAGUUCAGGGAAUGCGUCAACUUCAACUCAAAUAAUUACUGAUGUGCGUUCACUAAUGCAACCUGAAGAAGCAAAAGAUAAAAGGUGUUGGAUUUGCUUUGGCGAAGAAUCCGACAGUGUGGGUAAAUGGGUCCGCCCCUGUAAAUGUUCUCUUAUAUGUCAUGAAGAGUGUUUGCUUGCUUGGAUUACAGAAAACCAGAAAAGUACUGCGCUAAAGAAGGUACGGUGUCCCCAAUGCAGAACCUUAUACCAUCUCGCUGAACGAGCGUCCCUUCUUUUACGCGUUUUUUCUAUCGUUGAUUCUGCAAUCCAAUCUUCGAUUCCAUAUUUCACUAUUUUCGGUGUUACUUUCGCAAUCGCAGUUACAAAUAUUCACUAUGGAGCGUAUGCAGUAAUCACGAUGGUUGGCCUCGAAGAUGGUGAACGACUUUUAGAAGGGCCCUGGAGCUGGAGGAUCUGUUUUACUCUCCCUCUCGUUCCGAUAUUGCUUAUCUUUUCGAGGGCUCGUAUUGCCGAUCCGGUGAUGCCACUUAUCCCUAUGCUAUUCAUCAGAUAUGAUCAAUUAAGAACUACAAUGCCUCUGAACCCAUCUCUUACAAUCUCUCUCUUACCAUGGGCUAGAAUCAUUUAUAAUUAUACUUAUAACCGUUUGUUUGGUCGACUUGAGCAAUCAUGGCGUAGGCAGCUAGAACCGUAUUCAGUUACGACAGAUUCUGAAAAUGGUGAAAAUGGUAAUGAACGACGUCGGGAAAAUCAAGAUAUGUUGGAUCGUUUGGAUAGAAGUAAUGCUGGACGCAAAAUUAUUGGUGCAUUGUGCUUGCCAUUUAUUUCUGCUAUGGUUGGAAGCUUCCUUGGUCGAUUUUCAUUUAUUCGCUCACGUAUACCAGAUACUUUUCAUCGCAAUGUUCUUGGUGGAUGUCUAUUUAUAGUCAUAAAGGAUAUUAUGAAUCUCACAUAUAAAUACCAAAGAGCAAAGCAUCGGCGGUCUAGGCAUAUUAAAAAUUAUACUGAAUUUGCAAAUGAAGAAUUUACUAAUACUAGAUAA